AUGAUGAGUGGAAGAAGCAGCAGGUUCCCCUUCACUGCAACUCAAUGGCAAGAGCUGGAGCAUCAAGCAUUAGUCUUCAAAUACUUGGUGUCAGGACUCCCUAUCCCACCUGAUCUCCUCUUCACCGUCAAAAGAAGCUCUUCUUCUUCUCCCUGCAGCAGCUUCGACUCCCCACUUCUCUCCUCCAAGCUCUUCCCUUCCCAAUCUCCCCACGUUGGAUGGAGCUGCUUCCAGCUGGGUUUUGGGAGGAAAAUAGACCCGGAGCCAGGGAGAUGCAGAAGAACCGACGGCAAGAAAUGGAGGUGUUCCAAAGAGGCUUACCCAGAUUCCAAGUACUGCGAGAGACACAUGCACAGAGGUAAAAACCGUUCAAGAAAGCCUGUGGAAGUUGCUACUACGACCCUAUCAAUCACCACCACCAACAACAACAACAACUCAUCAUCAUCACCAUCGCCAAAACUCGCCAACCAUUCCUCUCCUUACACUCACACCUCCCUUUCAUUGUUAUCUUCUUCCACGGCUGCUGAUGACCACCACCAUGAUCAUCAUCUUCAGCAAUCCAAUUACCCACAUCCUCCUUCCACUUACAGCCACAAUCACCUCCUUUCUUCGUCUCAUCCAUCUGUCGCUGCUCGGCACCAACCACCUGACUCCACCAGCUUGCUUCUCGACUCUGCUGGGUACUGUUCCCUCACCGCAGCGGAUUUCAGGAGCCGGAGCAUUUACGGGUUGAAAGAAGACGCUGACCACGAGCGCGCAUUCUUCUCAGAAACAUCUGGGUCGAUGAGAAGUUCUUCGGACGACCCAUGGCGGCUGAGCCCACUGGGCAUCAACUCCUCGUCAUCAUCUUCCUCUUCAUCAUCGUCUUCGAAACAGAGGAGCUCGUCCGGGUUACAGAGCGAUUACUCGUAUCUCCAGCUUCAGAGCAACCUGAGCGAGGAGAGUUAUUCCACCAAGCAGAGUAAUAACAGCUACCUUGUCGACGGCAAGACCCAAAAGACGACGGUCCAUCGAUUCUUCGAUGAAGGGCCGCCGAAGAACAAUAAGGAUCAGCCGCCGUCGUGGCUUGAUUUGGACAGCAGCACCAGGCUCUCCAUCUCCAUCCCCAGUUCAUCUUCGCUCGACUUCCCAAUCUUCAACUCCAGAACCCAUCAGCAUCAUUAA
Messenger RNA from Linum trigynum, 1164 nucleotides. NCBI's taxonomy places the organism in Eukaryota, Viridiplantae, Streptophyta, Magnoliopsida, Malpighiales, Linaceae. The record is from the annotation of a GenBank genome assembly.